Messenger RNA from Daldinia childiae, 666 nucleotides. Its product is annotated as Carbonic anhydrase. The coding region runs from base 1 to 666 and encodes 221 amino acids. The transcript has a single exon. The record is from RefSeq and is a predicted model, not a curated record. Gene Ontology annotation, molecular function: zinc ion binding; carbonate dehydratase activity. Lineage: Eukaryota; Fungi; Ascomycota; Sordariomycetes; Xylariales; Hypoxylaceae. Gene Ontology annotation, biological process: carbon utilization; cellular response to oxidative stress; cellular response to carbon dioxide. Gene Ontology annotation, cellular component: cytoplasm.
AUGUCGCAGACUGAAAUGUCCAAGUACCUAAAGCAGACGCACGACCGUGUGUUCGAGCACAACCGUGCCUGGGCGGAGGAGCAGAAGAAGAAGGAUCCCGAGUUCUUCGAUAAGCUAUCCGCAGGGCAAACCCCGGAGUAUCUGUGGAUAGGAUGCAGCGAUUCGCGAAUUCCAGCUGAGCAGAUCACAGGUUUGGGUCCAGGAGAGGCGUUUAUUCACCGCAACAUUGCCAACCUAGUCGUCAACACCGAUCUUAACGUCAUGAGCGUCAUCAACUACGCGGUCCGCCAUUUGCAGGUCAAGCAUAUUGUAGUGUGUGGACACUAUGGUUGCGGCGGUGUUAAGGCUGCUAUGACGCCGAAGGACCUAGGGCUGCUUAACCCGUGGCUGAGGAACAUCCGAGACGUUUACCGCCUACACGAAAAAGAGCUAGAUGAAAUUAAGGAUGAGAACGAGCGCUACAAUCGCCUAGUAGAGCUGAGCGUCGUUGAGCAGUGUCGCAACGUUAUCAAGACGGCAGCUGUUCAGAAGUCAUAUGCUAAAAACCAGUUUCCUAUCGUCCACGGAUGGGUAUUCGGAUUUGAGGACGGUUUGCUCAAGGAUCUGAAGGUCGAUCAUGAAGAGAUGCUGCGCGGUAUCCAGAAGAUUUACAACCUCACGGAGUGA